AUAUAACGAAAAUAGAACACACAAUUUGAAUUUGCAGGUUACUUGCCGAAGAGGCUAUAUGAUCUUGACACAUCCAAAUAUGGGAACAAGGAAGAGUUGAAAUCACUAGUUGCCGCAUUUAAACAGAAUGGAGUAAAGGCCGUAUCCGACAUCGUCAUCAACCACCGUAUGCCGGAGAGAUUCGACAGCAAUGGAAAUAGCAUAUUCGAAGGCGGCACCCCAGAUAGUCGUCUAGACUGGGGUGUGGCCGAAAUUUGCAGAGAUGAUCCUGAAUUUCACGGUAAAGGUAACCCUGACACAGGGAUUGGGUGGGGUCAGGUCCCAGACAUAGAUCACACAAGUACAAGAGUACAACAAGAACUCUCAGAUUGGAUGAACUGGCUCAAAACAGAAGUAGGAUUCUCAGGUUGGAGAUUUGACAUGGUUUUAGGAUAUGCACCAAAAUUCACCAAACUCUAUAUAGACAACACAAAACCAGAAUUUUCAGUUGGAGAAUUAUUUGAAAAAGUGACCUUGGGAAAUGACAACAAGCCCCUUGCAAACCAAGAUGCACACAGGGGCAAAUUGGUAAAUUGGGUGAAUGAGGUUGGAAGUGGUGUACUUACAUUUGACUUCACAACAAAGAUGAUUCUUGGUGCUGCUGUUGAAGGUGAGUUAUGGAGGUUGAAGGAUGGUAAUGGAAAACCACCAGGUAUGAUUGGAACAAAGCCUGAAAGUGCUGUGACAUUGGUGGAUAAUCAUGACACUGGCUCUCAGAAGACAUAUCCUUUUCCUGAGGAUAAGAUUAUGUUGGGUUAUGUUUACAUUCUCACUCAUCCUGGUCACCCUUCAAUUUUCUACCAUGACUAUUUUGAACGUCAGAGUGGUAUAAAGGAUAACAUAAAGAGUUUAUCAGACAUAAGAAAAAGGAAUGGAAUCACAGCAACAAGCUCAAUAAACAUUCUAGCAGCUCAAGCUGAUCUUUACAUGGCCAACAUUGCCAACAAAAUCAUUGUCAAGAUUGGACCAAAUGGGAAUCUUGGAAACCUUCUUCCAUCAAAUGCUCAAGUUGUUGCCAACGGACAAGACUAUGCUGUGUGGGAAUUAAAGUGAAAUGCACUUUAUACAGAUAUAUAUGCAUAUGUAUUUUUAUUACAUUUCUUGUAAAAAUAAAUUGAUGACUAGAAUAAUGACAUACAUGUCCAUUGUUGAUGUUCACAAAAUACAGAUGAAUGGAUAUCUAAAUUUAAAAUAUA
Molecule: messenger RNA, 1235 nt
Organism: Arachis ipaensis
Lineage: Eukaryota; Viridiplantae; Streptophyta; Magnoliopsida; Fabales; Fabaceae
Product: alpha-amylase-like
Biological process (GO): carbohydrate metabolic process
Molecular function (GO): calcium ion binding; alpha-amylase activity
Source: RefSeq, a predicted model, not a curated record